Bombus impatiens (common eastern bumble bee) is the source of this 4949-nucleotide messenger RNA. It is a transcript of the gene Remo, whose product is annotated as adhesion G protein-coupled receptor A3. The record is from RefSeq and is a predicted model, not a curated record. Gene Ontology annotation, molecular function: G protein-coupled receptor activity; protein binding. The transcript has 13 exons. Lineage: Eukaryota; Metazoa; Arthropoda; Insecta; Hymenoptera; Apidae. Bases 225 to 4949 code for a protein of 1574 amino acids. Gene Ontology annotation, cellular component: plasma membrane. Gene Ontology annotation, biological process: G protein-coupled receptor signaling pathway; cell surface receptor signaling pathway.
UAAUUCUAGAUACAGAUAUGCAUGUAUAUAGUCAAUAGUUUAUGACUAUGACAAUUCGUAAGUUGUCUUUUAUUGUUAUGGGAAGUGUGUACAAAUAUCCGUAAGCUUGUUCUCUUAUAAUUAUGUUUACAGUUAUCAAAUAAUCAUAAUAUAUGGCGUAUAACAUUAAAACAAUAUGAUAAAUAAAAUUCCUUUCAUAGUCGUAAAAAUCUGCCUUUUUUAAAAUGAGAGCUAUUUUAUUGUUUUUAAUUUUAAUUCAAACAAGAGGAGAAACAAUCCAGACAUGUCCAAAGUAUUGCACAUGUAAACUUGGUGCACAAGCAGAAUGGCUACGAAUUAAAUGUAGUAAUGAAUUGCAGAACAUUAGGGAUAUCAAUCUUGAUAGUGUCAGCGUGGAAUUAGUUCAAUUAGAUUUGAGCAAGAAUGAUAUUUAUGCUAUUGAAGCUAACAUAUUUAAGAAUUUGACAAAUUUGAAACGUUUGAACUUAUCGCAAAAUGAUAUAACUUUUAUUGGUGAAAAUUCUUUUGAUGGUCUUGGAAAUUUAGAGAGAUUGGAUUUAAGUAAAAAUCAAAUUUCAACUAUAGAUGCUCAUACAUUUAGCAAGUUGCCAAAUUUGAAAAGGCUUGAUUUGUCCGGCAACAACAUAAGUGUGGUGAAACCAUCAUUAUUUCAUAAUUUACUGGCUUUAGAGCGCUUGAAGUUAAACGAAAAUAAAUUAACAACUUUAAUGGAGGGUACUUUUUAUGGUCUGAAAUCUUUAAAACAGUUAGAUUUAUCUAACAAUCCAUGGAGAUGUGACUGUGAAUUAUACUGGUUUAGUAAUUGGAUUCAUAACAGUUCUAUUAAAUUAAAUCCUGCCCCAAAAUGUGUAUCACCUAUAAAUAUCAAAGGUGAAUUUGUGAAAAAAUUGAAGUAUUCAGAAAAUAUUCAAUGUCAGUGGUUACCUCCCACAAUUGAACUUCGGCCAGUUAAUAAUCAAGUAGUAUUUGCUGGAGAUUCUAUAACUUUAAAAUGCAGAGCACCUAGUAUAACAGAAGAUAGAAAUGCAAGACUAAGUUGGUUGUGGUAUCCUAAUACUACUUCUGAAACUGUAGAUUUAAAUACAUUUCUAGAUCCACAAAAAAGUUUAUCUAAUAUUAAAGUGGAUAACAGAUAUCUUGCAGAUAGUGGUAUUGUGGACAGUUCUCUUAGUAUUGUUCCUGUUAAAGAAGAACACAAUGGCCAAUGGAAUUGUUUGUUAGUUUCUGUAAAUGGUAAUAGAACAAAAGCAAUCAGUGUAAUAGUUAUCUCUGAAGAAACUCGUUAUUGUCCUCUAGCAGUAACUAAAAAUAAUAAAGGUAUUUAUACAUGGCCAAAAACUAUAGUAGGAUGGAGGGCAGAAUUACCAUGCGAAGGCAACCACUUAUCAGGUUUAAUGCAAAUGCCUUUAAAAGCUUCUUAUCAAUGCAAUAUUACAGGAUAUUGGGAGAAUUUAAACACAGAAUUAUGUCCUUACAUAUCACAUAUAACAAAAAGUUUAGAACAAUUUUCUAAAGUUAAUCUUUCACUUACAAGGAUCAGUUUAUUAGAAAGUGCGAAGAAAUUCAAAAAUUAUACAGGAAAUACCAUAAAAAUAACCGAUCCUAUUGAAGUUGAUUUCAUAACUCAAACUAUAGAAAAUUACUUAAAUUUUGUAACUGAAGAAAAAGAACUUGGUUCUAUGUUAAUUGAUGUCAUUAGUACUCUGAUCAAUGUACCAAAGAAUAUUUUAAAAAAAGCUGAAAUUUCCUUUAAAUCUUGCACGCGACUAAUAAAAGCUGUAGAAAAGAUUAUACAAUUUACUCCAUCUAUACAAUUUUACAAGAAAAACAUGGCACUAGAAGAAUUCAGAGUGAAACGUGAUAGUUUUACAGGAUUAAUAUGUACAUGGUAUUCCAAUAAUAAUCCAGAAAUACGAUUUUUACAAUGUACAACAAACAAUAGAACAUCCCCGAUUAAUAUAAAAGAUAAAAUAAUUGAAGCAUCAAUACACCUACCUGCAUCUUUAUUACAAUAUUCACAAGAAGUUACUGCUCAUCAAUUAAUGAUUUCUGUAUAUAGCAAUAGUAGAUUGUUUCCUAAAAUAAUUAACAAUGAUAAUAUGGAUAUUCCAUCAUGUGUUAUUGGAAGCAAGUUAUAUGGAAUGUCAAUACAAAAUUUAACUGAGCCUGUAUACAUUAUGCUAAAGGCACCUUUAUACUACUAUGCCGGAAAAAAAUUAUUACCCGUAGUUUGGGAUGAAACAUUAAAUAAAUCAGGAGGCUGGACAAAUGAUGGUUGCUAUUUAAGAAAUGUAUUAAACAACUUAAUAGUAUUUCAUUGCAAUAGAUUGGGAUAUUAUGGCCUUUUACAAGAUACUUCUACAUUUGAUUACAAUGGUAACAGCAUAAGUGGCGCCAAAUUUAGGUAUUCAAAUCCAGCAAUAUAUAUUGGAAGUAUUGCAACAGUAACAUGUUUAGUUAUUAUGUCUGUUACAUACAUUAUCUGUUACACAUCAAUUGCUAUGCCUAAAAAAGCAAAACAUUGUGUUAUUAAUACUUGGUUUGCUAUGGCAUUAUUAUCAUUUUUUUAUAGUAUUGGUAUUUACCAAACAGAAAAUAUACCAAUUUGUCAAGGUGUUGGUCUUAUUCUACAUUACUUGUCUUUAUGUUGUUUAUUAUGGAUGGCAGUAUUUGCAAGCAAUAUGUAUAAAAAAUUAUCUAAACCAAAUCUCGAAGAUAUUCCGGAUAAUGAACUUCAAGAUCCACCAAUACCGAAACCAUUAUUAGGGCUGUAUCUAGUUGGCUGGGGUAUAGCUAUGAUCAUUUGUGGUAUAUCUGGCGCAAUAAAUUUACGAGAAUACGCUGGAUAUUCAUAUUGUUUUCUCACAACUGCUCCUGCUCUUGUUGCAUUGUUUGUUCCAGCUGGAUUUCUAAUUGUAUAUUUAUCUAUUUUUCAUUUACUCAUUAAAUGUUCAAUUCAAAAUGUUGAUAUGAAUGCUCAGUUGUCUGAAGGUACACAAGCAACGGAAAAUAUGGAUUUAGAAUUAUUGGAACCAAAUACAAAUCUUUCUGUAGGCAGGAAUAGUGCACGCAGUGCACAGACUGUUUUAUCCGAUAUUGACGACUCAGAACAUUCUCAAAUAACUCAACUAAAGGGUCAAAUUAUUAUUUUAAUUUUAUAUUUAAUAUCAUGGAUUACUGCAGCAGCAGCUAUAACAAAGCCAUUAAGUGCAUACAUUUCGUUUGAUGAAACUAUAUUUGCUACUUUAUAUUCCCUUUUUUCUAGUUCACUUGGAAUUUUCAUCCUCUUUUUUUAUGGAAUUGCACGAAAUGAUGUUAGGUCACAAUGGUUAAAAAUGGGUUGUUGGUUUCAAAAACGAAAAAAUCAAUGUUGUCGAACAAGAAGUAUCUCUGAUGCAAAUCCUGUAAUAGCAACGCAAUCAUUAGUACAAAAUUUGGUACCUCCAAUGUCUAAUUCUCAGGCUACUCAAGUUACAUCUGAUUCAAAUUCCAUUGGUUCAUCCAGAUACACCAAUAGGUCGCAAACUUAUAAUGCGUUUAAAGUUACAGAUAUUAUAACCAGUCAAGAAGUUUCACCUGUUGGUAGAAAAAUGACCAAUGUGAACUUAGUUGUAUUACAUCGACAGCAAUACAGAUCUGAUAAUUCCGUAACAACAUAUAUUGAACCAACUUGUGUUGAAAUGUUUUAUAAUCCUCAUCAAAGUGGAGUUGCUAGAAAAUUUUUUAGAAAACAACGUCGUCAUACAAAAAAUAAUAAUCUUGGUCCUCGAAAACAAGGUGAUGGUGGUGCUAUGAGUGAUGCUGGUAGUUGCAUUUCUGUACCACGAUCUACUACAAAAUUAGAUAGUAAUAUAGACCAAACCAUCUUAAGUAGCAGUGCAAAAGUAAAUAAUACAAAUAUCCAUGUUGAGUUAAAUCCAAUAAAUGACAUUAAAAACGUUAAUAUACUCUCAGAUAGCGGUGGUAGUAUCUCAGAGGAAAGAAAUGUUCCAGUGCGAUUUGUUAUUGGUCAAGAAGGUCUUUUUGGAAAUGUAAGAAAAGUUAAUAAUAACUGUAGAUUACACGAUUCCUUAAACACAGUAUCAAACUCUGCGAGGAAUAAUUGCCAAAAAGUAGAAUUACUGAGUAUAACUUUACAUGACUCAGACAUGGACAUCAAAACUGAUGAAGAAAAACAUCUGCAAAGUGUUUCACAACAAUGUAGUUUAGAAUAUAGCUCGGAAAUAGAAUCUAUUACUCAGAUGACUAGUGAAAAAAGCGACCAUAAUUUACCAGAAGUUUAUGAAACUGUAGAUAACAUUAUGAACCCAAAAUGGUUAAAAAAAGACUGUCAAAGUAUGAAUGAAUUUCAUGGAGUAGAAGAACGGCGGUCUAAUGCCACUUCAAAAUGGUUAACUCAUUCUAAUAGCAUGCACUGUCUUCCAAUAGAAACUGUGAAACCAUUAAGGAAUAAUUUUUGUAAUUCAUUAAACGACAUCACAUCCCUUACCAGUUUAAAAAAAUGCGAAUAUCUGAAAUCAUUUACAGGCUUACAAAAUAUUACAAAUUCAAAUUUAUGUGAUAAAAGUCGCCUAUCUCAAAAAUCAUUUAACAAAUUAGAAUCACCUUUCCCUAAAGUAAAUAGUGCAGUUAAAGAUAAUUUACAUAAAUUAAUGCAGACUACAUAUAUUACUCCUACAAGAAAUACUGAAUGUGCCUCUAAUGUGUGCACUGAUGAAUUGAGAUCUAAACAAAAAUUAAUCAGUUCUAUGAUUGAUAUGACAUCACUUAUGCACAGUUCUUGUAAUAUUGUAAAAAAUUUAGAUUCAAACAAUGAAGUAGAGAGCUUAAACAGACAACAAAAUAUACAGAAUAUUGAAACUAGUAAAGCACACUUAAAUAAUCCGAAUACUUAUCUACAAAUAGUAAAAAAAGAAACAAGUGUUUAA